This is a messenger RNA of Aphanomyces astaci, 453 nucleotides long. RefSeq lists its product as hypothetical. The coding region runs from base 1 to 315 and encodes 104 amino acids. Lineage: Eukaryota; Oomycota; Saprolegniomycetes; Saprolegniales; Verrucalvaceae. The transcript has a single exon. The record is from RefSeq and is a predicted model, not a curated record.
AUGGUCAGCAACAUCCACACCUUCGUCGCCGAACGCAAACGGCAAACACCCGAGUCUCGGGUCGAGUGGAUCCGCGGCUUGGAACAGAUCCAAGCGCUCAAGCCCUCGAUCAUUAUUCCGGGCCACGCCCUUCCCGGCGAUCUGACCGAAGACGAAGCACCCGCGUUCACGGCCGCGUACUUUCGCGAGUUUGAAGCCCAGAUCCCGCUGGCCCGCAACAGCACGGAUCUUAUUGCGGCUAUGAAGGUUUCCAAGACGAGUCCAGCCUCGAACUCAGUGCCCAGGUCAUCAAGGGCGAAAGGAAGUGGUAGUUGAAAUGCAAUAGACGAUUGUAUAUAUAAAUGUUUUUUGUGGGAUUUGGAUGACUCCCUUUCCGAGGCACCUGGUGCCUAAGCGGAGCGGACCGCCGUGAGGAUGCCCGCAGGGCCGCAUGCGGCUCGCCGCGUGUGGUCU